Messenger RNA from Chaetomium fimeti, 618 nucleotides. Its product is annotated as TspO/MBR family-domain-containing protein. Gene Ontology annotation, cellular component: mitochondrial outer membrane. The record is from RefSeq and is a predicted model, not a curated record. The coding region runs from base 1 to 618 and encodes 205 amino acids. NCBI's taxonomy places the organism in Eukaryota, Fungi, Ascomycota, Sordariomycetes, Sordariales, Chaetomiaceae. The transcript is spliced from 3 exons.
AUGACAACUUACAUACCCUCCCUCACACUCCCCGAGGCCGUCUUCGGCAGCCUCCCGGUUUCUAUCCUGCUGCCCAUCGCCUUGGGGUCAGCAGUAGGCUAUUCCACAAGACCUGCCACCGACCGCCGUGAAUCCCUCAAACUCAAGCAACCGCCCCUCCGGCCCCCCGCAAGCGUCUUCCCGCCCGUGUGGACCGCCCUCUACGGGGUGAUGGGCUAUGCCGCGCACCGGGCUGUCUACCUGGGCACCUCGCCUGUCAACACCACCGACACAAUCCUCGCCGCCCGCCAAGGCGCCACGCUCUACACGAUCCAGCUGGGCCUGAACUUAGCCUGGAUGCCGCUAUUCUACGGCCUGAACCAGCCCAUCCUUGCGACUGUCGACGCCGCCGCCCUCUUCGGCAUCAAUUCGUACCUCGCCUGGCUGUGGGGCACUCGGGUGGACGAGAUCGCCGGCUGGUUGCAGGUUCCGUACGUCGCCUGGCUCGGUUUUGCGACGUACCUGUCGUUUGGGACGGGAUAUCUGAAUGGCUGGGACUUGAGCCCCAUCGUUGGAGGCAAGGGCAAGGGUCGGGGUGAGGGGAAGAAGGGUCGGGGUGAGGGGAAGAAGAACGCUUGA